AUGCCCUUUGACGACGACGACAAUCUUGCCGCUGAGCCCUCCGCGCAAACUCCAAACGGGGGGCCUACCACCGAAGACGCCCUAGAAGACGGCGUUCCGGAUUACAAGCUCUUCUCGGCCAUGUUCAGCAAAAAACCAGUAUCUAGUAAAGUCAUCCGCAAGGGGGAAAAGGACUUUGAAUCCCACGGCACCCAAGCGCAGGACAAUACCCUCGAGGCGAGCAGACAGGCACUCGAAGAAGUCCUAAGCUACACCCGCGUCCACCGCCCCGAAAACUGGAUCCGAGCCUGGUAUUUCCCAGACUGGUGGACUCAACAGCGGCCAGAAGGUAGCCAGGAGGAUGCCCUGCUGCACGAGCGCGUGGUAGCCGUGGAGCAGGAGCGCGGGAGCUGGAUGAAAGACAUUGGACGAGCUGUUUCCGGAAGCAAAGACCAGCUCGGGGUCGGCCGGCUCUGGCUGCUCCCCGAGGAGGCGCUGUACUUGAUUGAGCGUGGGAACGUGGACAUAUGGUGGCCCGACAAGGAAUUCGGAGAGCUUCUCCCACUUGGUGUUGGCAACGGACCUGGCAGGAACCAGUUUGGCCCAGAUGACUACGACGCCGGGGUGCCGUUGACCGUGGAAGCAGCGUAUGCAAUGAUGGUGGGCUACGAAGGCGAGCGUGGCAAGACAACGUUGUCGAAAUACCAAGUAUAUACGCACCUCAAACGAGCUGGAUUCAACGUCAUGCGCGCACCGAUACAUGCUCCCCCCGAACCAACCGCGCCGUCGUCCUCAUCGCAGUCACUAUGGCAGUGGCUCUUCUCCUUCGUCAGUCGAGAAAGCAAAUCGCGGCAUGGACCCUACGGCCCCCUCGUGUCGCCAGGGCUAUACAGAGCAUACCUCCCCGUCUACCAACAACUUGCCGUCAUCCCACGGCACAAGCCCUCCGCACACCCGGAAGAACACCACCACGUCCAAGAACCCUUCCGGGUUCAUUUCCAUGUCUGGAAACCCGCGGGCAUCCCCUUCUCCAAGAAGAACCCGCCGCCACCUGAUUUCCGUAUUGCGGUUGCAGAUACAGCAGACUCCAAACUACCUACCCUAGAGCAGAUUGAGGCACUGCUGGAAUCGACACCGUUUGAUUUGCCAAAUCCGAAGUGGCAAGGGCCAGGAAAGCUGUAUCAACGACUAAAACACGGUCACCGAAAUGUUCUCGUGGCAGUGGUGGAUAGGGGAUUGGUGAAUUUUAUGAGAUUCGGAGAGGCAGCUUUUGGGGCAGAACGGCUCUUUGAGAGGUUCGAUUCACGAGGCAGCGGUACAAGGGGUGGGAGGAAGGGCGGCCGCGGCCGCGGUCGUGGGAGAGGCAGAGGCAGAGGCGGGGGACGGGCGACAAGGUAA
Metarhizium brunneum ARSEF 3297 is the source of this 1377-nucleotide messenger RNA. RefSeq lists its product as uncharacterized. The record is from RefSeq and is a predicted model, not a curated record. Gene Ontology annotation, biological process: tRNA-type intron splice site recognition and cleavage. Lineage: Eukaryota; Fungi; Ascomycota; Sordariomycetes; Hypocreales; Clavicipitaceae. Gene Ontology annotation, cellular component: tRNA-intron endonuclease complex.